UGCUUCCAGCUGUUUGUGAGGACUCAUGGUGUCUAGACCUAUGGUCUGGCCGGACUGGGGGAUCCUCCCUUACAGCCUGUGAGAUCACUACUUUUAAUUAGACCGGAUCUGUCAAUUAACGGGAAGUCAGCCGGUCUCUCUUUCAGCCUUUUAAAAGCAGCCGAGUCGAACCUUCAGGCAGGAUUCUGACAGAGGCUCGAAUAACAUUUACAGAAAGAUGUCUUCUGCUGUACUUUGUGCUGUUAUUUUUCUGGCUUGUUCCUUCACAUUAAGUGCUGCUCAGACAAGUUGUAAAGGACGAUGUGGUGGCGAGUACUACAGGGGUUACAUGUGCCAGUGUGAUUAUACCUGCCUGUCUUAUGGAGAGUGCUGCAGAGACUUUGAAUCCCAGUGCACCACAGCAAACUCGUGUAAAGGACGGUGUGGAGAAAACUUCAAAAGAGGUCGGCUGUGUAGCUGCGACUCAGACUGCAUAAAGUACAAUCAGUGUUGUUCAGAUUACCAAAGCCACUGUGAUGCAGAAGAGCCCGUUCUGACUGAACCAGUAGAGCAGCCUUCUACAUUCAGCGAGGGAGACGAUUCAGAUAUGUACAGCCAGAUUUCUCCCAAUGAUGAUGUUUCCUACAAUGGAGGGGAGGACACGGAGGCAACUCCAAUCCAAGAGGGCACCAGCGGAUAUGAAUUGUCUAGAUCUGACCUGCUGGAUCAAAUGGAUAUUGAACCCACACAGGGUCCAGAGUUCAGUACAGAGACGACUCGCCCAGAUGAAACAACACAGGCCAAUGACAGCCCCUCCACCCUUUACCCCACCACUAAGAGCUUAGAUGAUCCUACGAGCUCACUUGACUCAGGAACAACUCUCCCUCCGCCCACAACAGCAGUUGACAACAGCUCCAGCCAGCCUGCUGCAACCUCAGUACCCCAAACAGAAUAUUCUCCCACAGCCAACACCCCAGAGCUUGAGAAGGCAGAAGUACAGCCCGAGGAUGACAUUGUUCCUGAGAUACAGACUAUAAAACCGACUCUAGCCUCCUCUGAUAAACCAGAGGUUACAACCACAACCUCCUACCGACCUAUGGACACUUCAGUAUCCACAGGCUCCUCCACAAUCCUGGCCAACUCUCAGGUCACCACCAUCCCCACCUCAUCAGUGCCCACAUCUAAUCCAUCCAAUCCCGAACUGGAUGAUGCUGAGAUCAACGCACAAGAUGUCACAACAGGCUCUCCUUCUUCUCUGGGAGACCUCGAAGAUCCUACCGCCAGUGUUUCUCCAGCGGGGUCUGGGAACUUGUCAGAGCUUGAUGCCUUGAUGACCCACAUCCCUACAACUGCAGAUACAGUGCGGGAUGACACUAUAGAUGAUGUUGCACCAGAAGUAAGCAGUGCAGAUCCACUCAAUGUCACCCCAACCCCGACCGAACCCACACAAUCUGAAGCCACUACAAAACCUCAAGAUAAACCUGAGCCAUACAAGCCAUUGCCAGCUAAACCGACUGUGGCUGAACCCAGCUCCAAACCUGAGACCAAACCUGAGACCAAACCUGAGACCAAGCCUGAGACCAAACCAGAGACCAAACCUGAGACCAAGCCUGAGACCAAACCAGAGACCAAACCUGAGACCAGGCCUGAGACUAGGCCUGAGACCAGGCCUGAGACUAGGCCUGAGACCAAGCCUCUGGACACAUCACAGACUCUCAACAUAGACGAUCCGAGAAACUACCAAGCAGAUGACAACAACGAUACAAAUCUGUGUAGUGGGCGGCCCGUCAGCGGAGUCACUACGCUGAGGAACGGCACAAUUGUGGUUUUCAGAGGGCACUACUUCUGGUUUCUGGGUACAAACAGGGUGCCUGGUCCGGCUCGUGGCAUCACACAAGUGUGGGGCGUCCCUUCCCCCAUUGACACUGUGUUCACCCGCUGCAACUGUCAGGGCAAAACAUACAUUUUCAAGGGACCCCAAUACUGGAGAUUUGAAAAUGAUGCUUUGGACACUGGAUACCCAAAGGUCAUUGAAACAGGCUUUGAUGGACUUCGGGGCCACAUCACAGCUGCUCUGUCUGUGCCUCAAUACCAGAGGAGGAGGGAGUCGGUUUACUUCUUCAAGAGAGGGGGAUCGGUCCAGAAAUAUUCAUACCAGUCGGGCACCAGUCCAACAUGUGGCAAGAAAGUCCAGCAUGCUGUUUACACAGUCCGCAACCGAAUUGUUCGACAAGCAGUGUCUUUUCUGGGGCCAACUGUCAACAUCCGGACAUCUUGGGGAGGUUUCCCCACCACCGUCACUGCUGCUGUGUCCGUCCCGAGCAACAGAGAGCCAGAGGGAUACAAAUACUACGUCUUCUCAAGAUCCAAAUCCUACAAUGUGAGGGUGGAUGGUGAACGUCCCGCCAUUGCAGCUCCUCCAGCCAACACGUCACCUCAGAGCAACAACAUCUUCAAAUGCCCAAAGAAAGUCUGAUCAGAGAGAGUCGUGUUUUUCUAAU
Molecule: messenger RNA, 2480 nt
Organism: Morone saxatilis (striped sea-bass)
Lineage: Eukaryota; Metazoa; Chordata; Actinopteri; Moronidae
Gene: prg4b
Product: proteoglycan 4b
Exons: 13
Coding region: 218-2455 (745 amino acids)
Biological process (GO): immune response
Molecular function (GO): polysaccharide binding; scavenger receptor activity
Source: RefSeq, a predicted model, not a curated record